AUGUCAUCUCCCCCGAUAAUAACAUCAAAAAGCACCCUCCCUACAUCCUCACCCCGAAAGCCAUGGUCCCACCACCUCACGCUAGACACCCUCCUCCGCGUACUAAGAAACACCCUCCUCAGCCCAUUCAUCGCAUGGAUAAUAGUCCUCUGCCUCCGCGCCCAAGUCACUCCCCCAACAGAUCCCGCCUUUAUAAUCGCAGUCGCAUACGCCACGAUCCUCACACUACUCUUCGUUGCGGGGGUGAUCAAUCAUCGUGUCGCGCAUGGUCUCCCGCGUACGGUGGAUUUUGCGAAUGAAGUUGUUCUUGUUACGGGUGGUGCGAGUGGACUGGGACUGCUGGUGGCGCAGAUGUAUGCUAUGAAGGGGGCGAGUGUGGCUGUGCUGGAUAUUAGGGAUAUUGGGGCGAAGGAGCAGGAUGAGGUUUUUGGGGAGGAUGUUCAGUAUUUCCGGUGUGAUGUUGGUGAUCGUCGGGCGCUUGAGGGUGUUAGAGGGGAGAUUGAAAAUGAGCUGGGCACCCCAACCAUCAUUAUCAACUGCGCCGCGGCUCGAAUCAACGGUCGUUCACUCCUGGACUUGCCAGCAGAGGCAUUCGAGAAGACGGUGCGCACCAAUCUGAUGGCUGCAUUCCAUCUCUACCAGGUUUUCCUGCCAGGGAUUGUUGCGGAAUCCGAGAAUGGAGGCACCAUUGUCACUGUCAGCUCAGUACUGGGCCAAUUGUCUCCAGCAGGGCUGUCGGACUACUCCGCAAGCAAAGCAGGACUGAGCGCACUGCAUCGAACCAUGGAAGCUGAGUUCCGCAGUGAUGAGCGGAUAAAGAUGUUGCUGGUGGAAACGGGGCAGAUGGCGACACCACUGUUUGAUUGGGUCCGCACCCCGAGUCAUUUCUUCGCUCCCGUUCUGGAGCCGGUCGAGGUCGCCCGUGAAAUUGUGGCUGCCGUGGACAGCGGUCGUGGUGGCGUGCUGAGGUUGCCCGCGUUUGCGACGCUCGUCAAUUGGUAUGCUGUGCUGCCGGGUGCAGUGCAGCUUGUAUCACGAUAUUUGAGUGGAAUAGACAAUGCCGUCUCUUCAAGCAUCCAAGAACGUGAGGGAGGAAAAGAGCCUCGAUAUCCACUGAGGUCCAAUAAGAAAGCGAACUGA
Messenger RNA from Penicillium cataractarum, 1140 nucleotides. RefSeq lists its product as uncharacterized. Bases 1 to 1140 code for a protein of 379 amino acids. The record is from RefSeq and is a predicted model, not a curated record. Lineage: Eukaryota; Fungi; Ascomycota; Eurotiomycetes; Eurotiales; Aspergillaceae. The transcript has 2 exons. Gene Ontology annotation, molecular function: oxidoreductase activity, acting on the CH-OH group of donors, NAD or NADP as acceptor.